AUUUGAUUUGGUUGUGAUCAGAUUUCGGAAUUGAUCUUUAGAGAGCUAUUUAAUCAAAAAUAUAAAUGUAUUGUAUUUCUGAAUAUCUUUCAUGUAAACAAUAUUUUGGAGCGUAGUUCCCGUGUAAAUGCAUUUACUAUAUAAUUAAGUUAAUAUUUAUGGUGCUUUAGUCAGUGAUAAGUGACCAAUUGAUUUAUGAAGAGUUUAGAAUAAAUCGGUGACCUCAACUUUUAACUAGGGGAUGGUGAAUCAUCACUUCAAAUAUCUGGACGUUCUUGUAUUUAAAUAAAAAGCAAACACAGCACCACAAUGGAGUGGUUGUUUGGUCACCGGAUGACUCCGGAGGAGAUGCUGCGCAAGAACCAGCGUGCGCUCAACAAGGCCAUGCGGGACCUGGACAGGGAGCGGAUGAAGAUGGAGCAGCAGGAGAAGAAAGUCAUCAAUGACAUCAAAAAGCUGGCCAAAGAAGGACAGAUGGAUGCUGUUAAAAUAAUGGCAAAGGAUCUAGUGCGCACGCGGCGGUACGUGCGCAAGUUCAUGCUGAUGAAGGCGAACAUCCAGGCCGUGUCGCUCAAGAUCCAGACGCUCAAGUCGCAGAACACCAUGGCGCAGGCCAUGCGCGGCGUCACGCGCGCCAUGGCCACCAUGAACCGCCAGCUCAACAUGCCGCAGAUACAGAAGAUCCUGCAGGAGUUCGAGAAGCAGUCGGAGAUAAUGGACAUGAAGGAGGAGAUGAUGAGCGACUCCAUCGACGAGGCCAUGGCGGCAGACGACGACGAGGAGGAGAGCGACCAGGUGGUGUCGCAGAUCCUGGACGAGCUGGGGCUGCAGCUCAACGACACGCUGUCGGGCCUGCCGCAGGCCACCGGCUCGCUCUCCGUCGCAGCGCGGACGCCGGGCGCCGCCGCGCCGGUGGCGGUGGCGGGCGGCUCCGGCCCCGCGCCGCCCGACGCCGACGCCGAGCUGCAGGCCCGCCUCGACAACCUGCGCCGCGAGUAGCCGCCCUCACAACACGCUUAGUUAAGUUUAUCCACUAUAUUAUAUUAUACAUAUUUUUGUAACAUAAAUAAAAGCUUGUUUUAAAACCACUGAUAACACAAA
Molecule: messenger RNA, 1101 nt
Organism: Helicoverpa zea (corn earworm)
Lineage: Eukaryota; Metazoa; Arthropoda; Insecta; Lepidoptera; Noctuidae
Gene: Vps2
Product: charged multivesicular body protein 2a
Exons: 6
Coding region: 310-999 (229 amino acids)
Biological process (GO): late endosome to vacuole transport; protein transport; endosome transport via multivesicular body sorting pathway
Cellular component (GO): ESCRT III complex; multivesicular body
Source: RefSeq, a predicted model, not a curated record